AUGGGGGACGAAUCCAUGGAGGUAGCGAAGAUCGCCUCCUCUGCAGAGGUGGUGCGGAUCACCUCUAGCAUGGAACAACUCCAAACGAAGCUUCGGGCAGAAUUGGUGCGUGGUGUAGCUCUGGACGUGUGUUUGAGCAGAUUCGGUCAGCACUUUGCACGACCAGAUCCUGGAAUGUUCAAGGUUGAUCAUCAUCUCUAUGACCUCAGCAAGCAAAUGAACCGUUUCCAUUCCUUCUUAAGUCACGACUGGAACACUUCUCGCUGCUUGAAAGUCAUGUCACUCAUGGUCCUGUACAACUCCAGAGCUGCCUUUCUCUCUUCGCUGUUGGUGAGUUUGUGUGUCAGCAUCCUAUGCGGCACUCAGCUUAUCCCUGAUGGCUUUUGGCCCACUUUGCUCGCCUACUCGGUUUUUCCCUUCGUGCUCCUUUUCUGGCAGCGGAUUCGUUCAGUGAUCUUGCGGUCGCCAAAAACCGUUUUCUUUGACAAGCUUUGCAUUGCACAACAUGAUGAGGAACUGAAACGGGCUGGCAUCUUUGGACUGGCCGGUUUCCUGGACCAUUCAGAUGAGCUGACGGUCCUCUGGUCCAAACGCUAUUUCAGUCGUCUUUGGUGCACCUAUGAGAUCAGCACAUUUCUCAGGGAGACCGAGAAGCCCAAACCCAUCUUGGUGAUGCCGGUGAAACUGGCUGUGGUCUUGAUGAUCUUUUCAGCCGCCAUGCAUUUGGUGAUGGUGGGAUUCAGCAUGUUGAACCACUUCCUCUGCAAAAGCCUUGGAUGGGAAUUGCACAUCGGUUGGAUACGAGUGCAGGAGGACUAUUUUGAAAACCUGUUUCAUGUCCCCUUCUUUGGCGUGGUGAUGCCACUCUUGUAUUACAUUGGCAUCGGGAUGAUGGAAGAUUUAGCCGCCCUUCCUGACCAGCUGCGCCACUUCAGGGUGCAGGACGCCGAUUGUUUCUGCUGCUCCAAUCAACACCGCCAUCCCGAAACCGGCGAGGUUAUGCCGUGUGAUCGCCUGCUGAUUUUCAAGAUGCUCAAGAGGUGGUAUGGCAGAGAAAACGACCCAAAAGGGGAGAAACUCUAUCUGGAGCGCUUCAAUUUUCUGGUGCAGGAAGAGCUGGCUCCAAAAGUUCUGCGCAGCAUGGGAAGUGACAUGCUGCCAUUGAAUUACAGCUUCUACAUGCUCAUUCCUGCAAUUUUGCCCGUGCUCACCUCAUUGAUUCCGAAAAUUAUGGCUGGACAAUCAGAGCUCCCAGAUGCUUCACAGCAGGUCAUUUGGGCCUUAAGGCUGCUGAUGAACUGGAGUAUGGAUGGCAUUCUGGCCCUCUUUUGGAUGCGGAGCUCCAUGCGAAUCUGGUUGAUGGCUGUGCGCUACAUGCCACAGUGCUGUAGCAAGCACCGCGUCCUUAUGGCGUUCCUGUUGACGAUGCCAGCGGCCUUGAUGUUGACCUUGAUCCUAUUCUCAUGCGACAUCUGUAUGUACCUGUCAAAAGAUGAUAGCAUGCUUCCUGCGAUCCCCUUCACCAUUUGGCUCGUCAUUCUUUGCGGCGUUUGGUCACAGAGAUCGCACGUCAGCCAGACGGGUCCAAUCGUUGGGCGGUCGGGCUCAGCGGACCUUGAAUCCUUGGAGAGUUGCAAUGGCUAUCAGAUGGAUCACUUCGAGUACGACGAGCAGCAACUGCCUCGGGAAAAUUCCUCUGGUGAUCUAAAGCCAGAUUUCUCAGAGUGCAACGAGAGCGAAGGCGACUGCGAUGUGUCGAAUGAAUACUUUUAUGUCUGA
Messenger RNA from Cladocopium goreaui, 1779 nucleotides. Lineage: Eukaryota; Dinophyceae; Suessiales; Symbiodiniaceae. The record is from the annotation of a GenBank genome assembly.